GGGGCGUUGGCGCCCGGCCCGGCGCCGAGGAGAGGCGGGCGAGCGGAACGGAGCUGUAGCGGAGAUGGAGCUUGUGGCGGCUCGGCUGCUGCGCGGCAGCAGGCUGCUGAGGAGAAACUUCCUGAGUUGCCUGUCCUGGAAAAUCCCACCUCGUGCCCUCAAGUCCUCCCAGUCGGAAGCGCUGCUCGAGACAGCAAGUAAUGGGCUACCCUUUGCUCCGCUGCAAACAUUUACGGAUGAGGAGAUGAUGAUAAAGAGCUCAGUUAAAAAAUUUGCACAAGAACAAAUUGCGCCUUUCGUUUCCAGAAUGGAUGAAAAUGGAAAAAUGGAGGAAUCAGUAAUACAAGGAUUAUUUCAACAAGGGCUGAUGGGUAUUGAAGUCGACACAAAGUACGGAGGAACGGGAGCUUCGUUUUUUUCCACUGUGCUGGUGGUUGAGGAAUUAUCCAAAGUCGAUGCGUCUGUAGGUCUCAUCUGUGAUAUCCAGAACACAGUCAUUAACAAGCUGAUUAAGAAGUAUGCAACAGAAGAGCAAAAGGCCACCUAUUUUCCGAAGCUGAUUACAGACAAAUUGGCAAGUUUCUGCCUGUCAGAAGCUGGGUCAGGAAGUGAUUCUUUCUCUUUGAAGACGCGAGCUGAGAAAAGAGGGGAUCACUAUGUCAUCAACGGGUCCAAGAUGUGGAUCAGCAAUGCCGGGCUGGCCGACAUCUUCCUGGUGAUGGCCAACGUGGACCCUUCUCGUGGCUAUAAAGGAAUCACCACCUUCAUUGUGGAUCGUAACACUGAAGGCUUACACAUAGGAAGACCAGAAAAUAAACUGGGGAUCAGAGCUACUUCAACCUGCCCGUUAACAUUUGAAAAUGUCAAGGUUCCAGAAACCAACGUCUUGGGACAAGUUGGACAUGGCUAUAAGUACGCCAUAGGCAUUCUUAAUGAAGGGAGAAUAGCAAUUGCUGCCCAGAUGUUGGGACUGGCCCAGGGAUGUUUUGACUAUGCUGUUCCAUAUAUCAAAGAAAGAAUGCAAUUUGGCACAAGAGUGUUUGAUUUUCAGGGGCUGCAACACCAAGUGGCUCACGUGGCCACCCAGCUGGAAGCCGCAAGGUUACUAACGUACAACGCUGCUAGGCUUGUAGAAGCUGGAAGGCCCUUCAUCAAAGAAGCAUCUAUGGCCAAAUACUUUGCAUCUGAGAUUGCAGGGCUAACAACUAGCAAGUGUAUCGAGUGGCUGGGAGGAGUAGGCUACACCAAAGAUUACCCCGUAGAAAAAUAUUUCCGAGAUGCAAAGAUUGGAACCAUCUAUGAAGGGACUUCCAACAUCCAACUGAACACCAUUGCCAAGCACAUCGAUGCUGAGUACUGAGCUGGUGGCAGGGGCCUCUGCAAGUCGCACGUCCCUGCUGGAGCUGCUGUGCUUUGCUGGGGGAGCAGAGCUCCGGCGUCCAUGCAGCCUGAGCCCGUGGCCGCAGCCUCACUCGAGGCCUUUUCUGCCUUUGCAGUCUGUUUGAUUCACGCACAGGGGAUCAUUUUUGUAGUUGGGAAGAAAUGCACCUGUAUUUUCUCUGCAACUGUCUUUAAACUUCUCUACAUGUUUCCGUUGUUAUAACAUUAGAGCAUCUGGAGCUUUUGCUCCAUCCGCAUUUGGCAAAGACAGACAUUUGAAGUGUCUUUUCUAGAAAUGACCAUUUUAUAUUCCUAGGAGCCUUGUAUCUUGUGUCGCCAGAGAAACAUCGUUUUCACAGUUUUUAAUUAAUACUUUAAAGAUUCUACUUCUAAAUAUCUGAGAACGAGAAUUAAUGGCAGGCAUCUCUUUGUUGGUUCUAUAAUUGGAGAAUAGUAAAAGAUGCAUUUCCUGAUGGUUCCAGCAGACCACUGGGACAACAAGCCUCCGCCCUGGCUCUCAAGGAUAAAGUCUGAGCGGUUGGUUUAAUAAUCAGAGAACACUGGAUGUUGUCCUACUCCUUGCAGCGUGCUUUACUUCUCAGUAGAGCAGCUUUUGUUCCUGAAUCUUAACUGAAUGUGAUUUCCUCAAACUCUGUGGCAGGGCUUUCCCCUGAACAAUAAUUCAGAAAUGGAGUUUUGGUUCAGACAUUCUGCCAGCUCCUUGGAGCAGUGUAUCAGAAUCAUAUCAGAAAUGAGAAACACGGGCGUGCCACGGAGCUCAAAAAAGGAGAUUCAGUGUCAAGAUGAUUUAAUAUUUGCAAAGUCGGAGAUAAUUCUCUUGCUUUACAAUACAAAUUGCAGGCAGGCAGAGCUCAACCAAAGAGAUAGCUGGCAGUGGCUCCGAGUUAGGGACACACAGGCCACAGUCGAGACCCCUAAAGUUCCCAGAGACCGGAAGACCAGAGAGGAGCAAUUCCUGUUUUCUAAAAACAUUGGCCACAGGUUAAAGAUGAAAAAUGCCCCAAGGCUCAUGAAGUCACAUAUAAUAAUCACUAUUAUUAAACGGAAAGUAUUUUAGCACUUUAAGGAAAAGAUAAUGUUUGUUAAGAAAAUGUGAUGGGUUGGCGGGUAGGGGCAGCAAAAAAAAAAAUGUGAUGUUUUCAAAGCAGUUUUGCUCUGCAUGUUCAUGUUUAUUCAUGUUCAUGUUUAUUCAUGUUCAUGUUUAUUAAUUUCUACAAUGCAAAUUGUAGUUAAACACUCCAAUUGUAGAAAUACAAUUGCGAUAAGAAUUACAUUUUUAAAAUUAGAGAAGGAAUUAAGAAUAAAUUUAUACCUUGAACCCAGAGAUGGAGUAUACUUGACUUUUAAAUAGGGAGGUGAUGAAAGCAAGAGCAGAAGGAAGCCUGCGAGGAAUGGGUUGGCUGUGCCCAGGGGGCAGAUGCCUCUCAAGGUGGUGAUGAUUUGAAAGAGGUUGACUUUACAAAAACAAAGCAGGCCUGGAAGCGCACACUCAAUGCCACGUUCAACGCCAGGCACCACAGGCCCCUGGCGCACGCCUGCACCUUGGCUUUGUUUGCUCUUGACAGAGUUCUACUUGAUUAACUCAGAAAGAACGCUUACAUUACUUCUAUUCUGUAUUGUAGCUAAUCUAGCUGCCUACCUCCUUCUGUUGGUGAAUUGUGUCAUUUCACCUAAGGAGACGUUGGUUUCCCGGCUUCUCCGGAUAACCAUGGCUCUGGCUCCUGAAGCCCGAGCUUUGCUGGGGAGCCACUCUUCGCCUCCUGCCGUCUGUCAGUGUUGUUUCUGGACUUGGGCUGCCCUGGCGCUCGGGAAGGACUGACCAGCUUCACGCAGGCACAGCUGACUCAAACCAACUGCCGAGUUGGGGUGUUUAAAGGUUUCAUUUUACAAUGUAAAAAUGAAUCUGUCGGAUUUUAGAAUCCCGGAAAGUUAAAAAGUGAAGGAUUCAUAGCCGAGAUUACUUGCCCAAGUCAUCCGCUCAGCAAUAAAAAUUCCAAAAGUGCCAGCUCCCAAUCCAGAGUUCCUCCCGUCGUUAAGCGUCGUCUCUUUCCCCAGAUGUUGGGUUUCGGUUUCAUCCUUGUUACAGUUGAUUGAUUUUAGGUUUAACUGGUAAUGAGCAUUUCAGAAGUCUUGUAAUGAAUCCAUAUCAUCCCUUGCCUGCAUCAGUCACCUGGCAAAGACCCUGGCAUUUGGCGAGGCCUUCUAGUUGUUGGCUGGUGUGUCAAAUGGGAAAUUAUUUUAUGUGAUCACUUCGUUUUAUUGUUAAAGCGAGUUUUAGUGCAAUGAUUGUAUCCUUGCUGGUAUAUUUUUGCUGAUCUUUCAUAAAGUGCAAGUUGUUUUAAUGCUAUGUUGCAGACUGUAUUCUGUGUUACAAAAUCAAUAUUCUAUGGAGAAUGAAAAAAUAAAGUACUAAAUUAA
Molecule: messenger RNA, 3819 nt
Organism: Ochotona curzoniae (black-lipped pika)
Lineage: Eukaryota; Metazoa; Chordata; Mammalia; Lagomorpha; Ochotonidae
Gene: ACADSB
Product: acyl-CoA dehydrogenase short/branched chain
Exons: 11
Coding region: 65-1360 (431 amino acids)
Cellular component (GO): mitochondrion
Molecular function (GO): acyl-CoA dehydrogenase activity; flavin adenine dinucleotide binding
Source: RefSeq, a predicted model, not a curated record